CUUGGGUUAGUUCCUGUUAGGCCCCGGCCCGGGGAGUAGGUUCAAGUCUCCGAAGAUGCUUGGUGGGCCCGGGCGCCAGCAGCCGUGAGGGGAGCGUGAGGAGGCGGCGAGCGGAGACCCACGGCAGGCCUGGGGAGGACUGGCGGCCGAGCCCGCCUUUCCCGCACCAUGCUCAUAGAGGAUGUGGAUGCCCUCAAGUCCUGGCUGGCCAAGUUGCUGGAGCCGAUAUGUGAUGCUGACCCCUCCGCCUUAGCCAACUAUGUUGUAGCACUGGUCAAGAAGGACAAGCCUGAGAAAGAAUUGAAAGCCUUUUGUGCUGAUCAACUCGAUGUCUUUUUACAAAAAGAAACUUCAGGUUUUGUGGACAAACUAUUUGAGAGCCUUUAUACUAAGAACUACCUUCCACCUUUGGAGCCAGUUAAGCCGGAGCCAAAACCACUAGUCCAAGAAAAAGAAGAAAGUAAAGAAGAGGUUUUUCAGGAACCAGCAGAGGAGGAACGAGAGUCUAGAAAAAAGAAAUACCCUAGCCCCCCAAAGACUCGUUCAGAAUCUGGAGAACGGAGGACACGUGAGAAAAAAAGAGAAGAUGGCAAGUGGAGAGAUUAUGACCGGUACUACGACCGAAAUGAACUCUACCGGGAGAAGUAUGAUUGGAGAAGAGGCAGGAGUAAGAGCCGGAGUAAGAGCCGAGGUCUGAGUCGAAGUAGAAGCAGAAGUAGAGGGCGUAGCAAAGACCGGGAUCCAAAUAGAAAUGUUGCAGAGCACAGGGAAAGAUCAAAGUUUAAGAGUGAAAGAAAUGACUUGGAGAGUUCCUAUGUGCCUGCCUCUGCUCCACCCCCGAACUCUUCAGAGCAGUAUUCUUCUGGGGCACAGUCUAUUCCCAGCACCGUUACUGUGAUUGCACCUGCUCACCAUUCUGAAAACACAACUGAGAGUUGGUCUAAUUACUAUAACAACCAUAACUCUUCCAAUUCUUUUGCUCGAAAUGCACCACCAAAGAGGCGAUGCAGGGAUUAUGAUGAAAGAGGAUUCUGUGUGCUUGGUGACCUUUGUCAGUUUGAUCAUGGAAAUGAUCCUCUAGUUGUUGAUGAAGUUGCUCUGCCAAGUAUGAUUCCUUUCCCACCCCCUCCUCCUGGGCUUCCUCCUCCACCACCUCCUGGAAUGUUAAUGCCUCCAAUGCCAGGCCCUGGCCCAGGCCCUGGUCCUGGGCCUGGCCCUGGCCCAGGCCCAGGCCCAGGCCCAGGUCCUGGCCACAAUAUGAGACUUCCUGUUCCUCAAGGACAUGGUCAGCCUCCACCUUCUGUUGUGCUUCCCAUACCAAGGCCGCCCAUAUCACAGUCAAACUUGAUAAACAGCCGAGACCAGCCUGGGACAAGCUCAGUGCCCAAUCUUGCACCAGUUGGAGCAAGACUACCUCCUCCUCUACCCCAGAACCUCCUUUACACAGUAUCAGAACGACAGCCCAUGUACUCUCGUGAACAUGGUGCUGCUGCAUCUGAGCGACUUCAGUUGGGGACACCGCCUCCUCUGUUGGCAGCUCGUUUGGUGCCACCUCGCAACCUCAUGGGAUCCUCCAUUGGGUAUCAUACCUCAGUCUCCAGCCCCACCCCUCUGGUCCCAGAUACUUAUGAACCGGAUGGCUAUAACCCAGAAGCUCCUAGUAUUACCAGUUCUGGUAGAUCACAGUACAGACAAUUCUUUUCAAGAACACAGACACAGCGCCCUAACCUGAUUGGCCUAACAUCUGGAGACAUGGAUGCAAAUCCAAGAGCUGCUAAUAUUGUCAUCCAGACUGAACCUCCAGUUCCUGUUUCAAUGAAUAGCAACAUAACCAGAGUAGUUCUUGAGCCUGAUAGCCGGAAAAGAGCAAUGAGUGGUUUGGAAGGACCACUGACAAAGAAACCUUGGCUGGGAAAGCAAGGGAAUAACAAUCAGAGUAAACCAGGAUUCUUGAGGAAGAAUCAGUAUACAAACACCAAAUUAGAGGUCAAAAAAAUCCCUCAGGAAUUGAACAACAUUACCAAGCUCAAUGAACACUUCAGCAAAUUUGGAACUAUUGUUAAUAUCCAGGUGGCCUUUAAGGGCGAUCCAGAAGCAGCCCUCAUCCAAUACCUUACCAAUGAGGAGGCCAGGAAAGCCAUUUCUAGCACAGAAGCAGUUCUAAACAACAGGUUCAUUCGAGUCUUGUGGCAUAGGGAAAAUAAUGAACAGCCGGCAUUGCAGUCUUCAGCACAGCUUCUCUUGCAACAGCAACAGACAGUGAGUCACCUCACACAGCAGCACCAUCAUCUACCGCAGCAUCUUCAUUCGCAGCAGGUGAUGGCGACACAGUCUCCUCCCUCAUCGGUGCAUGGAGGCAUCCAGAAGAUGAUAGGCAAACCGCAGACACCAGGGGCAUAUGUUCUAAACAAAGUUCCUGUUAAACAUCGUCUUGGACAUUCAAGCGGUAGCCAGAGUGAUGUGUCACAUGUGUUGAAUCAGUCUGGUGGUGCUGGGGAGGACUGCCAGAUAUUUUCACCUCCAAGCCAUCCAAAAACAAUUUAUAGCUCCACAAACUUAAAGACAUCUUCAAAACUUUCUUCGGGGUCUAAAUCUCAUGACGUUCAAGAAGUUCUUAAAAAAAAACAGGAAGCCAUGAAGCUACAACAAGAUAUGCGGAAGAAGAAACAGGAAAUGUUGGAAAAACAGAUAGAAUGUCAAAAGAUGCUGAUAUCCAAGCUAGAAAAAAACAAAAACAUGAAACCAGAAGAAAGAGCAAACAUAAUGAAGACUUUGAAAGAACUUGGAGAAAAGAUUUCACAAUUGAAAGAUGAAUUAAAAACAUCUUCUGCAGUCUCCACACACUCCAAAGUGAAGACAAAAACAGAGGCCCAGAAAGAAUUACUAGAUACUGAACUGGACCUCCACAAGAGGCUGUCUUCAGGAGAAGACACAACAGAACUAAGGAAGAAACUCAAUCAAUUACAGGUUGAGGCAGCAAGAUUAGGUAUUUUACCUGUGGGUCGAGGAAAGACCAUGUCCUCUCAAGGUCGAGGAAGAGGCCGAGGCCGUGGAGCAAGAGGGAGGGGCUCACUAAAUCACAUGGUGGUGGACCACCGCCCCAAAGCACUAACCGUUGGGGGAUUCAUUGAAGAGGAAAAGGAUGAAUUACUUCAGCAUUUCUCAGCUGCAAACCAAGGGUCAAAAUUCAAAGACCGUCGGCUACAAAUAUCAUGGCACAAACCCAAGGUACCAUCUAUAUCCACUGAGACUGAGGAGGAAGAAGUCAAAGAGGAGGAAACAGAAACCUCAGAUUUGUUCUUGCAUGAUGAUGACGAUGAAGAUGAAGAUGAAUAUGAGUCUCGUUCAUGGCGAAGAUGAAAUCUGAUGCGAGCUGUAUAAUUUUUAGGAAUAUUGUUUAGAAGAACAACUUUUUAAAAUUAUUUAAAGAAGUCAAUGAGCCAAAAAAAUUUUAUUUUUCUUUUCAACACAAUAGGUUUAAGGACAGCAACUUUGCUAUUUAAACACAUCUCAUAAUUGUACAUGAUAUUAAAGCACCAAAGGCCUAGUGACUCUUACACAGUUGUGAAGACCCACAGGAAUGACAUGGAUCUAGAGCCUUACUUUCCACACCUCCUGUUUUUGUUGCUGUUGGUGUUGGAUUAUGAUGUAAAUGACAGGGUGUUCAGAAAUCUUAUUUUUAUUAUAAUCUGCUGAUAAAAUUUCAUUAAAUGUCAAAAUCGCCUGGAAUCUCUUAACUCACCUAUUAUGAAUGGGUCGUCAGACAGGAGAUAUUUGUAAUUAAAAAACCCUUUGCUUUCAAGAGUUGUUUUGGAAGAGAAGUAAAUUUAAUUUUUUUUU
This is a messenger RNA of Dipodomys ordii (Ord's kangaroo rat), 3840 nucleotides long. RefSeq names its product RNA binding motif protein 27 (gene Rbm27). NCBI's taxonomy places the organism in Eukaryota, Metazoa, Chordata, Mammalia, Rodentia, Heteromyidae. The coding region runs from base 169 to 3360 and encodes 1063 amino acids. The record is from RefSeq and is a predicted model, not a curated record. Gene Ontology annotation, cellular component: nucleus. Gene Ontology annotation, biological process: mRNA processing. Gene Ontology annotation, molecular function: RNA binding; metal ion binding. The transcript has 21 exons.